This is a messenger RNA of Folsomia candida, 687 nucleotides long. RefSeq names its product S-phase kinase-associated protein 1-like. Gene Ontology annotation, molecular function: cullin family protein binding. Gene Ontology annotation, cellular component: cytoplasm; nucleus. Gene Ontology annotation, biological process: SCF-dependent proteasomal ubiquitin-dependent protein catabolic process. NCBI's taxonomy places the organism in Eukaryota, Metazoa, Arthropoda, Collembola, Entomobryomorpha, Isotomidae. The transcript has 4 exons. The record is from RefSeq and is a predicted model, not a curated record. Bases 69 to 569 code for a protein of 166 amino acids.
CCUCGUCAAGAGCAACAGACGUCUUCUCUCAAGCCUACAAUCCUUCACCAAGAAUAUAAUUGUUUCAGAUGCCUUUCAUCAAUUUGGAAUCCUCCGACGGGGAACGCGUCAAGGUAGACGCUGACGUCAUAAAAUGCUCGCAGACGAUCAAAACUCUCAUCGAAAACUUGGGGAUGGAAGAUAGCGACGAUGACCGCGAAGUCGUCCCGCUGCAAAAUGUCAGCACAGAAGUACUGCAUAAGGUCAUUGCAUGGGCCGAGCAUCACAAGGAUGAUCUCCCGCCCAUCGAGGAUGACGAGGAUCCACCUCGUGAACGUCGCACCGACGACAUUACCACGUGGGAUGCUAACUUCAUCAAGAUGGAACAAACCCAGUUGUUUGACCUGAUUGUGGCUGCCAACUAUCUCGACAUUAGUGGCUUGCUGGACCUCGGGUGCAAAAUUGUGGCGAACAUGAUCAAAGGCAAGACGGCCGAAGAGAUUCGCACAAUGUUCGACAUCGAGAAUGAUCUGACGCCCGAGGACAUGGAACAAAUUCGCAAGGAGAACGAAUGGUGUGAGGAAAAGUAGGAGAUAAAUUUCUAAUGGGCUUGUCAUAAGUUUCAAAGAAGAAGAAAUUUCAUGUAAGUUUGCAAAAUACGUGAAUCGUAUCAGUUGUUUUCAGUAAUAAAUAAGUUUUUAAAAGGUU